AGUAGGGAUGUCUUCGUACACUCCAUUACCCGUUAUUCUAAUUUAGGUUAAGUUUAAAGUUCCAAAUAUGAUUAUCCACUUUUCUUAUGCUGUUAAAAGUCUGAAAUAAUGUUUAUGUCAUGGAUCUAAGGAAGUUUUUUUUCCUUUCUUAUGAAAAUAUACAUGUAUAUAUAAUGGAAGAGGACAUUGAUAUUUAUGGAGAUUUAAUAAAUUUUAAUCGUAAUGAAUGUGACAAUUGUCAUGCAAAUAUCUCAAUAUUAAAGUCGAAAGCGACAGAAUUAGAGGAUCUUAUCCAAGUAUUAGAAAAAGAAAUUGAAAAUUUAAAAGGCUCUAACACAACUUUAAAAAUAAAUUUAUCCUCGCUUUUGAAGACAGCAAAAAAUGAAAUUGUUAGAAAAGAUCGUAUAAUUAAUGAAUUAAGACAACAAUUAGACAAUAAUUCUUUUCGUCGAAAUAAUAAUCGAUUAUCAAACAUCCGUAAGUCAAAUGAUGUUGAUACUGUCUCUAAAUAUAAGAAUGAACUUGAUGAAAUAAUAAAUGUUAAAAAGGAAGAACCAAUAAUUCAGAUUAAAGACACUGCGUAUUGUAAUCCAAUAAAUACAUUCAUUACUAACAAUGAAAGCGAUAAACAAAUUAACUUUGAUGAUACUCCGGUGUCUACUAUUUAUGGACAACGUUUAAAAAAAAAAAUACGCCAAGAAAAAAUUGAGAAAUUAGACAAUGAACAAGUGAGAUAUUUCACUUCUGCAUCUAUUACAAAUACGGAUCGUGAAUAUGAUGAAAAAUCCCAACCUGUUAAUUUAGGUGAUAAAGAAAAUCGAUAUUCGAUUUUAUCAAGUUCUAGCAAAAUUGAUGAAAAAUCAUCAAGAAAAAUUACGAAAAGAUCUAAUGAUACCAUAUCCAAUUCAAGUUUUGAUAAACGAACAAAAUUUAAUGAUGAUCAUCAUAAAGAUGACAAAUAUCAAAACAAAGGUCGAUUUGAGUUAAAAUCAGAAAAAACAUACUCAACAAAAAAUUCUCACGAAAAACGGGACAAACACACUCACCACAAUAGAAGUAAAGAUACACGUCUUUAUGUCCAUGAAGGUCAUUAUUCUAGUCUUGUGAAUGAAAAGUCAAUUAAUGUGUCCCAUAGCAAACUUAAUUCCCGCUGCCAACCAGAUGCUGGUUUAAAUACUGAAAAUAAAUCUACAAACCAUCAUAAUAUCACAGGUCAAAAAGUAGAGAAUAUUAAUUCUUUCAAUGUUGGAUAUAAUGUGGUCAAAAUUGAAAACCAGGUACAUCAUAAAAUCGAUAGAAAUGUAAGUAAUCAUCAUGUUAUGAACAUCGAGCAUGAUAACAACAUAAGUGAUAAACUAAAUAAACCAUACACCAUCAAAUAUGAUAAUAGUAGUAGCUAUAAAGAUACAAGUAGCGAGAGCGAAAAAAAAUAUUACGCCAAAAAACAGACAAAAUCAGAAUUAUUACCGGACAUUCAGGAAAACUCUAAUGAUUUCUGCAGUUUGACUGAAAUAAAAUAUCCUAAACUUGAAUUUGUCAAAAACUAUCAAAUGGGUUUUAAAUCUUCAAACGACGACCAAGUGCCUAGAAUUCCGAAGAUUGCGCCACACAAAUCGCCAGAAUGGAAUAAUAUUCACAAAUAUAAAAUAUCGACUGGAGCAUUAUCAACUAACAUAAAUACUUUAGAUACUUUAAAUUCAACUCAUAUGAUUACCGGGGAGUUGGAAUCUACUGAAAAAAAAUGUAUUUUGAAGACCUUUGUAAAAAAAAGUAUUGAAAGUGUUGAUAAUUUUCUUAAAGAAGACGAUAUUCAUGUUACCAAAAUUUCAGAAAAUAUUCCUGACACAGAUCGUAAAAAUUUGAAUUCACCUAAAGUUGGCUUCCGUAAUACCGCAAAUAGUGAAAACGAUGUGUUGACACAGAUAUUGACUGAAGUAAAUAAGAAAAAUAUUGAAAAUGAAUGUUUAAAUACAGAAGCAACAACAAUUAAUAAAAUAGUUGAAACUAACACAAAUGUAUCGCAACGAGUAAAAUUAAACCAAAACUCUGACAGUGGCUCUAUUGAAAUACUAAAUAAUGGAAGUGAAAUUUCUUUAAAUAAAACUGAAAAAGAUUUUUCUACAAAGAGUAGUUUUGAAAAUACUUCAGAAUCUCAGACACUAGAAAAAAAAGCAACAAUAAUAGAUGAAAAACUCGAAAAAGUUUUAGUAAGUUCUAACAAUAAGGUUUCAGUAAGCAAAUUAGCUGAAAAGAACUUUAACAAUGCCCCUAAUAUGAAUGAAAAUAUAUCCAAUUUUAAUGGAGCGAUCGAAACUAUGUCAGAUGACAGGACUUUACAAUUGAAAUCUUCGGAUAAAAAAUUAGAAAGUAUGCGUUCUUUAUCGCAUGUGAAUGAGCAGAAAUUGAGCGUAAAAAUACCAGAAACAUUAAAUACUUUAAACGAUAAUGCCAAUAAGAUGAUUCUUAGCGAUCCUUUAAAAUAUUAUUGUACGAAAACAACGAACUCUAUGACACCUGAUUCAAAUCAAAAGAAAAAAGCUAUAGUAUUUUGUAGGAGAAGAAAACCAAUUCGGUUGACUGAUAGUUCGAUUUCGAUGAUAAUAGUGGUAAGUGAGGAUGAUAAAACUCAAAAUCCUAGUUAACAUGUAAUGAUACAAAAUAAAAUGAUUGUGUUGUAAAAAAUUAAUUAUUUACUUUUUUAUUAUCAUGGAUUUAUCUACCUGUUAAAAAAUUGUAUAGUUACACAUUUGUCUUACUAAAAAAUAUAUUAAUUAUCUUAGUAAUAGAAAAAGUUAUAAUGAGCUCCAAUGGUAUUCUUAGUAUUACUGAAACAUAUUGCCCCAUAUCUAUGUAAACGACCAAAUAGGGUAAGAAAAAAUUUUUGAAUAUUUUAUGUGUACAUUUAGUUCAAUCAUCAAACUUGUAAAUAAUCAAUAAACGGUAUAUUUUAUUAUU
Messenger RNA from Microplitis mediator, 2955 nucleotides. It is a transcript of the gene FLASH, whose product is annotated as MATH and LRR domain-containing protein PFE0570w-like. Bases 120 to 2642 code for a protein of 840 amino acids. The record is from RefSeq and is a predicted model, not a curated record. NCBI's taxonomy places the organism in Eukaryota, Metazoa, Arthropoda, Insecta, Hymenoptera, Braconidae. The transcript is spliced from 5 exons.